UACGGCUUUGUUUAUGUUGGAAGAAGCGCAUGGCGCUUCGUUCGUUGCUCGAUGCUUUGGCGUCGUACCUGUGGCGUCGGCUAGCCUUCUGGUCUUUUCUUCUGAGGCAGCCAAAGAUACCGAUGAACGAGAUCACGAUUAACGUGCGUUUCUCGGCGGACCUUGUGAUACCGCUGAGGCUUGAGCGGGAUGCGACCGCAAAGGAUGUCAAAGAGCGGCUCGCCCAACAGCUUUCCGUGCCUGUCCACGAAAUUCACAUCAUCUUCGCUGGCAAAGAACUGCUGGAUCAAGUCUCCAUCAAGGACUACAAUGUGGAGGAGCAGACCACGGUGCAUGCAGUGCGCUCAGCAAAUGACGGCGCUUACAUGGACGCAGAGGUGAAGUGCCCCCUUGGUGAAGGAAUCAUCACAUCACAGCUCACUGAAGAGGAGCAUCUGGCACGCAAAACAGAGGCAGACAAGGCCCUGUUUUUCGUCUACUGCAAGCAGCCAUGCAACCGGGUUCUUCCAGGCAAGCUCAGGGUCUGCUGUGCCUCCUGUGGUGAAGGCUCCUUCAUUCUUCAAAAGGACCCAUCCUGCUGGAAAGAUGUACUCGAACCUGGUCGGCUGUCGGGACAGUGCCAGAUCUGUCGCCAAGUGCGGGCUGCGCGCUUCUUUUUCAAGUGCACGGGCACGAUAGGUUCGCACGAGGACCAGGUGCCGAUUGUGCUACAGAUGAUACGCUACAACUACCUGCAGGUGCCUUGUCUCGCCUGCCUGGAUGUCAGCCGGCUUGUGUUGGUGUUCAAGUGUGCACACGUCACCUGCCUGGACUGCUUUUGUGCAUAUUGCCGGAGCCGACUUGAUGAGCGUGCCUUUGUCCAGCAUCCAACCUUGGGCUGGACACUUCCCUGUCCUGUGGGCUGUGCAGAAUCGCUCAUUGAGGAGAGUCACCACUUCUACUUGCUAGGAAGUGAACAGUACCAGCGAUACCAACGCUUUGCUGCCGAGGAGUGGGUCCUUCAGGCAGGAGGGGUGCUGUGUCCUCGGCCCGGAUGUGGGCAGGGACUGCUGCCUGAGCCUGGGUGUGACCGAGUGAAAUGUGAUCGUGGAUGUGGGUUUGUGUUUUGCCGGCUGUGCCUCCAGGGACACCACUUGGGGCCUUGCACUAGCAGCAGGGAAGCUGGCGAGGAACGAGCCGCUGGGCAGAGGUUCCUGGUAGUGCAAGGUAGCUCAUGGGAUGAGGCCAGUCGACUGACUGUGCAGGCUACCACCAAGCCAUGCCCGAAGUGCCGGACACCUACCGAGCGCAGUGGUGGCUGUAUGCAUAUGGUGUGCAGCAGGUCACAGUGUGGUUUCCAGUGGUGCUGGCUGUGCCAGGAUGAGUGGACGCGGCAAUGCAUGGGGGCCCACUGGUUCGGAUGAGGGUGCUUUCACGGACAGCUGCUUUAGCUAACUCAUUCUUGGGUGUCUUCAGAGAACAUUGCGCAGCCUGUUCGUCCUGUCAACGAGAAUGCUUCAGUGGGCUGUGACGUGAACUUUGUGUCGACGCACAUGUCACUCGAGGACACAUAGCCAAAUGUGGAUGCAAUUUAGCUAGGCGCACAUUCAAGAGUCAUAUUUUAGCGUGAUGGGGGUGCUGUGUGCUCAGAAAUGUGGCUGCAGUCUAUUUUUUUAUGUGCUCGGGGCUAAGUUUCGUUGCCUACAUUUUAAAAGACCAGUAGGCAUUCACCUUUAUACUGUAGUGUACAAGUACUACAGCUGCAGCGGGUAGCCAAGUACACUCACUGCGAUGAUAAAAGGCUGUAGUGCUGAAGCAUCAGAGCUGCAUAUAUUGUGCACUGAUUCUUGACAUUCAUCCCUAUGGUUCUUCACAGGUGGUUGUUGCGGGUUUAUUCAGAGCCAAUAUUUAUGCCUCCUGAUAUGAAACUUUAGCUUUAUGAAAAAGGCCGUUAGCAAUAAAGUUGUUUUCUGUUGCCA
This is a messenger RNA of Rhipicephalus sanguineus (brown dog tick), 1958 nucleotides long. It is a transcript of the gene park, whose product is annotated as E3 ubiquitin-protein ligase parkin. Gene Ontology annotation, biological process: regulation of cellular response to oxidative stress; autophagy of mitochondrion; regulation of mitochondrion organization. The transcript is spliced from 10 exons. Gene Ontology annotation, cellular component: mitochondrion; cytosol; ubiquitin ligase complex. The record is from RefSeq and is a predicted model, not a curated record. Gene Ontology annotation, molecular function: ubiquitin protein ligase activity; ubiquitin conjugating enzyme binding; zinc ion binding. Lineage: Eukaryota; Metazoa; Arthropoda; Arachnida; Ixodida; Ixodidae. Bases 30 to 1403 code for a protein of 457 amino acids.